This is a messenger RNA of Mesocricetus auratus (golden hamster), 758 nucleotides long. RefSeq names its product ataxin-7-like protein 3B. Gene Ontology annotation, biological process: regulation of gene expression. The transcript has a single exon. The coding region runs from base 36 to 329 and encodes 97 amino acids. The record is from RefSeq and is a predicted model, not a curated record. Lineage: Eukaryota; Metazoa; Chordata; Mammalia; Rodentia; Cricetidae.
CCCAGUGCCCUCUGCGCGGCGCCUACCCGGGGAAGAUGGAGGAGAUUUCGUUGGCCAACCUGGAUACUAACAAGCUGGUGGCCAUCGCCCAGGAGAUCUAUGUAGACCUGAUAGAGGAUUCCUGCCUGGGAUUCUGCUUUGAGGUGCACCGGGCGGUCAAGUGUGGCUACUUCUACCUGGAGUUCGCAGACACCGGGAGCGUGAAGGAUUUUGGCAUCCAGCCAGUGGAAGACAAAGGCGCCUGCAGCCUCCCACUCUGUUCUUUUCCCGGAGAACCUGAGAAUGGGCCCCAGCAGGAGCUGCAGCGUUCACCCCCAGAAUUCCAGUAGUCACCACGUGAGAGAGGGCGACAGUGACCAGGACAGUAGUGUAGACUGGUCCCCGUGGCUUGGAGGAGUAAGCUAAGUUGGAGAAGAAAAAAAAAGGAAAAAAAAGAUAAGAGUCCCAGUUACCCUCAAAGAUCUUAGCGUGAAUAAUAGACAAACAAACAAAAGCGCAAAGAAGAGAAUUUAACAAUUUGGAUCCAUUUGGAAGGAUACCCAGUGUCAGAUCUUACAUCCUGGGCAGGACAGUGUCCACAGGCAGCAUGCUGUAUUUUAAGCUCUAUAAAAUACACCCGGAUGUACAAGAUCCCUCCCUGUGCUGCCCUCCGUACACAGGUGAGCAGCUGUGUACCCAGCAUCUCAAAUUCUUUUGUUUCUCAGAUUUUGCAUCUGCUUGAUGUCAAGGGCUUCCGGCAAAGUUUGGAUGCUGUUGAU